AUGCUAAUCUUUUUUAGGCCCUGCAGUCGUUCCAGUACAACGCCGCUGAGCUGGUUUGUGGUGGCUGCUCAGCACCAGCAGGUACGGAGGUUUGUGGUCGUCACGGUGCCGAAUAUCUCGAAUACAAGUGCCGGUACUGCUGUUCGAUUGCCGUCUAUUUUUGCUUCGGUACAACGCACUUCUGCGCGGCCUGUCAUGACGAUUUCCAGCGUCUCGUCUGUCUACCUCGGAAUCAAUUCCCUCCAUGUCCCACCGGUCCAGAAGCGACUCCGGGUGAAGGGACCUUGUCCCCUGCGGCGACCACAUCCGCCGGCUGGCGAAGAGUUCGCUCUGGGUUGUGGUAUUUGCAGAAACAUCAGCACUUUUUAG
This is a messenger RNA of Cooperia oncophora, 369 nucleotides long. NCBI's taxonomy places the organism in Eukaryota, Metazoa, Nematoda, Chromadorea, Rhabditida, Trichostrongylidae. The record is from the annotation of a GenBank genome assembly.